Cladocopium goreaui is the source of this 873-nucleotide messenger RNA. The record is from the annotation of a GenBank genome assembly. Lineage: Eukaryota; Dinophyceae; Suessiales; Symbiodiniaceae.
UUAGGGCUCUAGUUUUGUGCGCCUCAACAAGGGGCGCCCUUUCGAAGCGUCAACGGGACUAUGGCGGACUCCACCAUUGAUGAAAUUGCUCAACUACUGGACCAGUGUAAACCGGAAGAGUUGAACGAGAUCUUGGCGUCCAUCGAGAAUUCUGGCACGGCGCCCGCUGCGACGCCGCUGUCCAUCCAGCCGGUACCGCCCAGUGCGCCGCCGCCCAACGCGGGACGACGACCAAAGCCCGGAGUGACGAAAGCACAGGAGCUGAGUGGUGCGGUCAGCAAGGACGAGAUUCGAAAGCUCCUGGAGGAACAUAGUGCUGGAGUGAUCUCUGAAGUCAGGAGGUUGAUUCCAAGCAUUUCCAGCGGAGUUAUGGACACCAUCGAUGUGGCCACUUUGUCACAGGCCUUAGCAGAACGAGACCAAGAAGUGAAAGCCUUGGAGGCACGCUUCGCGGAGCUACAAGCGGAUCUCUCAACAAAGGACAAACGAGUGGCAGAGUUGGGCGGUGAGUUGGACGCGACGCUGCGGGAGGUGCGACACCGUCAGCUGGACCUGGAGUUCCAACAGCUGAAACUCGAGGAGAAGGUGCGCUACAACACCGAGUUGGAGCAGGCGCAGCGCGUGCUGAGCGCCCGUGUCGAGGAGGCUUCGUUGCAAGCGCGCCACGCAGCGCUGGAGGCGGACAUGAAUCGAUAUACUCCCCGUGGUGGUAUGCAUGCGCAAGGAAGCUUGCCCUGGACACUUCGGAAAGGUCGUUUGCCAGCCGUGGGCGAUUUCUCCUCCCCGCGAUGAGUCUUCCGAGUCCGAGGGGCAUGAUGUUGCUGGUUGACUUAUAUGUCUUUGUACAUGUUAUUCAUGUGGAGGUUUCCAAAG